AUGGCCAAGGCUAGAACUCGGGAUACCCACCCUGCGUGUAUUACUUGCACUUCGUGCGAUGUAUAUAUGUGCUCGUCCAUGGUCAGGGGCGCUUCUUUCCCAUCUGUACUGCAGGCAUUUGCCCCGCAUACAAAGGAUACUGCCCCAGUACAUACCAUGGGAAUGGAAGAUGCCCAGGACCAUGGUACAGUGGAUAGCAGCAUCGUCACAGUGAUCGUACCGGCCACGCGAACCAUCCUGAUGGGCUAUGGACGUUCGCAGUACAUCGUGCAUGUAUCAGUGGGGUUCCUCGUUGUGGUGACGACGAGUUUGCCUACAACCAGUAAGACGAAUUACCGAUUAGCGAGCGGAACUUCAGCGUAA
This is a messenger RNA of Suillus subaureus, 363 nucleotides long. RefSeq lists its product as uncharacterized. Lineage: Eukaryota; Fungi; Basidiomycota; Agaricomycetes; Boletales; Suillaceae. The transcript has a single exon. The record is from RefSeq and is a predicted model, not a curated record. Bases 1 to 363 code for a protein of 120 amino acids.